AGAAGUUGAGACGACUUCAAAAGUUGAAACCAAUCCAAAAUGUAUAACCCCAACCCCAAGUCCUGAAUCCGUAAGCUUAACGUCCCAAACGUCAAACCUCAAAUUCCUCCCUCUUCUUAAUUAACCACUUUAUAAAUACCCAAUAUUUUUUAAUUUCCCAUCUCCCCAACUCUCUAUUUCAUUUUAUACUCCAAAAUUCAGUUCACUUCCGAUCCACCACCAGCAUGCCCGGCGUCUCUAUUCCCAGAAGUAGGCGGCCACAGUACUCGUCGUCUUCACGACCCCUAAUCGACGUCGUCUCAUGGUACUGCGCGGUGGGGCUAUUGGGACUUAUCUUGAUAGGGUCCAUCAGAGAAACUUCCUCCUCCUCCGGUGAUCAGGGCAGGUCGUUGAGAGGGAACUUGGUGACUUGGCGUCCCUGCGAUGAGAUAUAUGUGGUCGGAGAAGGAGAAACGCUUCAUACGAUUAGCGAUAAGUGCGGUGACCCGUUUAUCGUGGAGCGGAACCCCCAUAUCCAUGACCCGGAUGACGUUUUCCCCGGUUUGGUUAUUAAAAUUAUUGCCUCCUCCACCCACAAUAACCUUCCAACUUCGGAUUGAUCCAUACCUUCUUCAAUUCUAUUUUAUCCUCUUUUUUUUUUUUUUUUCUUUCGACUCCCUAAGGCCAGAUUUUACCCACCCCAAAUAAAAAUUUAUAAAAACAAAAAGCAUAAACUUUAGGUUUUUUUAGAACUAUAUAUGAUUUCCCAGAUCGAUAGAUGUGUAUAUGAUGUCGAGGUUUGUGGAUUUUUCUUUUUUUAAGGAUAUAGAGGUAAAAUAUAUAGCUCAUCUUCUUCUCCUGUAUGUAUAAAUAAAUAUCAUAAUUAAUACAUAUAUCUAAGUAAAGUUGUUUUUUCUCCCUUUU
This is a messenger RNA of Cucumis melo (muskmelon), 903 nucleotides long. RefSeq lists its product as uncharacterized. The transcript has a single exon. Bases 225 to 599 code for a protein of 124 amino acids. The record is from RefSeq and is a predicted model, not a curated record. Lineage: Eukaryota; Viridiplantae; Streptophyta; Magnoliopsida; Cucurbitales; Cucurbitaceae.